Molecule: messenger RNA, 4346 nt
Organism: Anopheles cruzii
Lineage: Eukaryota; Metazoa; Arthropoda; Insecta; Diptera; Culicidae
Gene: Upf1
Product: regulator of nonsense transcripts 1 homolog
Exons: 3
Coding region: 57-3518 (1153 amino acids)
Biological process (GO): nuclear-transcribed mRNA catabolic process, nonsense-mediated decay
Cellular component (GO): cytoplasm
Molecular function (GO): RNA helicase activity; zinc ion binding; RNA binding
Source: RefSeq, a predicted model, not a curated record
GUGCUUGGCCGUGCUACGGAACAGAAAUCCGCGCUAAAACCCCCGCGCGGAACACAAUGAGUGUGGACACGUUCGACGUAAACUCCGCUUCGCAAUCGUUGACCUUCGUCGAUUCGGAGGAUAACUUUUUCCUUGGCGCCGAAUCGCAGCCGUCUGAGUUUGACUUUCGCGACUUCUCGAUCCCGUCGCAAAGUCAAACGCAGGGAUCGCAGCUCGAUCUUCUGAGCUCCGGCAGUCAGUUGGCCGGCAUCACAUCGGCGAUCGGGGAGCUGCAGUUCGAGGAAGAGGAAGACGAGCUGGAACCGCUCGAGGACCACAAACAGCUGCCGCCGCAUGCCUGCCGUUACUGUGGCAUCCACGAGCCGAGCACCGUGGUGAUGUGCAACAUUUGCAAAAAGUGGUUCUGCAAUGGCCGCGGAAGCACUUCCGGUUCGCACAUCGUCAAUCAUCUGGUGCGUGCGAAGCACCGCGAGGUUACGCUGCACGCCGAUGGCCCGCUGGGGGAAACGGUGCUCGAGUGUUACUCGUGCGCCACCAAGAACGUGUUUUUGCUCGGGUUCAUUCCGGCCAGAAGCGACUCGGUGGUGGUGUUGCUGUGCAGACAACCGUGUGCGGCGCAAAACUCGAUCAAGGACAUGGACUGGGACCAGGAACAGUGGAAGCCGCUGAUCGCGGAUCGUAGCUUUCUGUUCUGGCUGGUGAAGGUUCCGUCCGAUCAGGAUCAGCUGCGCGCUCGGAAGGUAUCGGCCGUGCAGAUCAACAAGCUGGAGGAGCUGUGGAAGGAGAACGUUGACGCUACUUUCCAGGAUCUGGAGAAACCCGGCAUCGACAAGGAACCGCAGCAGGUUCAGCUUCGGUACGUGGACGGUUACCAGUACCAGAACACGUUCGGUCCGCUCGUGAAGCUCGAAGCGGACUACGACGAGAAGCUGAAGGAAAGCCAAACGCAGGAGAACAUCGAGAUCCGGUGGGACACGGGGCUGAACAAGAAGACGAUCGCGUACUUUACGCUGGCCAAGAACGACGGGGACAUGAAGCUGAUGCACGGGGACGAACUGAAGCUUCGGUACGUCGGGGAGCUGCACAAGCCGUGGAGCUGCAUCGGGCACGUCAUCAAGGUGCCGGACAACUACGGCGACGACGUGGGGCUGGAACUGAAGCACAACCACCAGGCGCCGGUCGAGUGUACGAUGAACUUCGCGGUGGACUUUAUCUGGAAAGGCACGUCCUUCGAGCGGAUGCAGCAAGCGCUGCGCAAGUUUGCGAUGGACGCCAAGAGCGUCUCGAACUACAUCUACUCGCGGCUCCUGGGGAACGUGCGGGCCGAUGGCAACGACGAGGUGCUGUUCCGGAUGAACCUUCCGAAGCACUUCAGUGCACCGAACCUGCCGGAUCUGAACCGAUCGCAGGUUUACGCCGUGCGCCAUGCACUGCAGCGACCCCUAAGCCUGAUCCAGGGCCCACCGGGAACGGGCAAAACGGUCACCUCGGCCACGAUCGUGUACCAGUUGGCGCGGCUCAACAGUGGUCCGAUCUUGGUGUGCGCUCCGAGCAACACGGCGGUCGAUCAGCUGACGGAGAAGAUUCAUCGCACCAACCUGAAGGUGGUGCGUGUUUGUGCCCGUUCCCGCGAGGCCAUCGACUCGCCGGUCAGCUACCUGGCGCUGCACAAUCAGAUCCGCAAUAUGGCCCAGAACUCGGAGCUGAAGAAGCUGCAGCAACUGAAGGACGAAACGGGCGAACUGAGUCUGUCGGAUGAGCGCCGUUAUCGAUCGCUGAAGAAGCAAGCCGAACGGGAACUGCUGGAAGCGGCCGACGUGAUCUGCUGUACGUGCGUCGGGGCCGGUGACUUGCGGCUGCAGCGGCUCAAGUUUAACUCCAUUCUGAUCGAUGAAUCGAUGCAAUCGACGGAACCGGAGUGUAUGGUUCCGGUGGUGCUGGGUGCCAAGCAGCUCAUCCUGGUCGGUGACCACUGCCAGCUGGGGCCGGUGGUGAUGUGCAAGAAGGCGGCCAAGGCUGGGCUGUCGCAGAGUCUGUUCGAGCGCUUGGUGGCGCUCGGCAUCCGGCCGUUCCGGCUGGAGGUACAGUACCGGAUGCACCCGGAGCUGUCGCAGUUCCCGUCGAACUUUUUCUACGAGGGCAGCCUCCAGAAUGGGGUGUGCGCGGACGAGCGCAAACUGAAGGUGGACUUUCCGUGGCCAUCGUCGGAUUGUCCCAUGUUUUUCUUGGUCACCCAGGGCCAAGAGGAGAUUGCCGGUUCGGGCACUUCGUAUCUGAACCGUACGGAGGCGUCGAAUGUGGAAAAAAUCACGACCCGCUUUCUGAAGGCGGGCAUUAAGCCGGAACAGAUCGGCAUCAUUACGCCGUACGAGGGGCAGCGGGCCUAUCUGGUGCAGUACAUGCAGUACCAGGGUUCGCUGCACUCGAAGCUGUACCAGGAGAUCGAGAUCGCGAGCGUCGAUGCGUUCCAGGGCCGCGAGAAGGACCUCAUCAUUAUGUCGUGCGUGCGGGCCAACGAGCACCAGGGCAUCGGGUUUCUGAACGAUCCGCGGCGCCUGAACGUGGCGCUGACGCGCGCCAAGUACGGCAUCAUCAUCGUCGGCAACCCGAAGGUGCUGUCGAAGCAGGAACUGUGGAACCAUCUGUUGAACUUUUACAAGGACAAAAAGGUGCUGGUCGAGGGCUCGCUGAACAACCUGAAGGAAUCGUUGAUUCAGUUUACGAAGCCCAAAAAGAUCGUCAACACGCUCAAUCCGGGUUCGCACUUCAUGAACAACGUCAUGUACGACGCCAAGGAGGUACUGGGUGGUGGAUACUUUGACCGCAACCCGCCUGCCGGCGGCUUUGGCGGCGCUAAUCCGCUCACCGCCACCGGCUACGGGCAUUCGUAUCUUACUCAGACCGGUGGCGCUGGUGGCAUGGACUUGGGAAUGGCGGGACCGAGUGGCACGAGCAACUCGGCAAUGCCCCUGGACACGUUCAUGCGCAAGAUGCACGAUCCGAUCGGGUACAUCUCGCCGCAUCGCGCACACCAAGCGGUCAGCAACAUGCCGGUGCCGGUCGGAAUGUUUAUCAACAUGUCCAACAUUCCGCCACGGUACUACCAGCAGCAGCAGGCCAUUCAGGCGGCCAAACAGAUCCGCCGUCCGUCCGGUGUCAGUCCCGGGGCCGUGGGGUCCGCCAGUGGUUCCACCGCGGCCCCCGGUCCUUCGUCGACCGGUAAACCCGCAAACCGUCCCCGUCCGAUUGGGCCCCCGUCGGGUGGCCAGCAGUCGAAGGGCGGCGGCAGCGGCGGCGGCUCAUCACUGACGCAGGGCAUGUCGCAGCAGGGUAUGUCGCAGCCGGGCUUCACGCUGUCCCAGCAGGCCGAGUUCUCGCAGGACUACAUGGGCGAGUACCAGUCGCAGAUGGACAACAUCCUGUCACAGGAGUCCCACUACAACAGCCAGUCCGGGCCGGGCGAUCGGCUGGUGUUCGAGCUCGGGCCGUCCAGCUCGCAGUUCUCGCAGCCCUACUGAUAACCGGAGCCGACGCGGUGAGGCAAGGCAAGCUGUAAACGCGAUGCGGAUCGAUGCGAUGCUAUCAUCAAGACACAAUCAAACACAGCAUACACUUACUGACAGGUUGGGGGACAUCCAGAGGGAGACGGCAAACGAGAGAGAGAGCGAUCGACCGAGCGUUUGUCUGUCUCUCUCUGUGUUUGAGAGGGCCCAGGGCCCCCUAACCCGCCGACUGUUGUUGUGGCGGUAAGGAAGCGGACGACGGUCCCUGUCCCCCCUGAACGCACCGCGAUCUCUCUCGUACGCUUGCGGGAGCCCUGACAAUGGCAAAGGCCGCAAACUCGGGGCCAUCGUCGGACUUUUGUUGCCGUGCUGCUGCUAGAGGGCCCCCGGACCUCAACCGGAGUCAAGCGCCAGUGUGGGAAGGUUCUUCCGCACCUUCCUUCGCCCGCAAAUUGACGAGGCCAGCCUGCGCGCGGCCAGUUACGGGGAGCACACCUGCCUGCAGUAGCAGUAGUAGUCGGGUGUCUGUCGUCGGUGAGAAGAACAACAUUUCACAUUUCAUCGGUUUUUCGGUACUUCUUUCGGUUCGGUAAGGCACGGAGGACGAGUUUCGUUGACUUUUCGAGUUUCGUUUCAUUGCGAUCAACGCGCUUAAGUGCAGAAGAGGAGGAGACACAUGUAACAUUAGUCAGUUAGUGAAGAGGCCAGCGUGCCCGCAACAGAGCGCAACCCGUUUUUGUGUCCGAGGGACAACGCAGCAGAGCAGACCAAGCCAGCGCCAUGUGGCCGGCACAUUCAUUGUCUUGAUUUACUUUCAAUAAAGAAAACGCAUCUCUAUUUUCA